This is a messenger RNA of Apus apus (common swift), 2584 nucleotides long. It is a transcript of the gene TOR1B, whose product is annotated as torsin family 1 member B. Gene Ontology annotation, molecular function: ATP binding; ATP hydrolysis activity; kinesin binding. NCBI's taxonomy places the organism in Eukaryota, Metazoa, Chordata, Aves, Apodiformes, Apodidae. The record is from RefSeq and is a predicted model, not a curated record. Gene Ontology annotation, cellular component: nuclear envelope; endoplasmic reticulum lumen; endoplasmic reticulum. The coding region runs from base 17 to 1048 and encodes 343 amino acids. The transcript is spliced from 5 exons. Gene Ontology annotation, biological process: protein localization to nucleus; nuclear membrane organization.
CGGGCGCGGAGCCGCCAUGCCGCGGCCGGUUGCGCUGCUGCUGCUGGUGCUGCCGGGGCUGAGGGCGCUGGAGCCGCUCAGCGUGGGUCUGGCCAUCGGUAUCGCCUCGGCCCUCACCGGAUACUUGUCCUCCAACCCCCGCUUCUACUGCAACUACGUGGAGUGCUGCCCCAGCGCCGGGCACCGCCUGAACGCCACCGCGCUGAAGGAGCGGCUGGAUGCCCGGCUCUUCGGGCAGCACCUGGCCAAGGACGUGGUGCUGAAGGCGGUGAUGGGCUUCAGCAACAACCCCUGCCCCAAGAAGCCGCUGACGCUCUCACUCCAUGGCUGGGCCGGCACCGGCAAGAACUUCCUCAGCCAGAUCCUGGCGGAGCACGUCCAUCCCGCCGGCCUGCGCAGCAAGUUCGUCCAUCUCUUCCUGGCCACCCUGCACUUCCCCCACCAGGACAGAGUGAAGCAGUACAAGGAACAAUUGCAGAGCUGGAUUCGGGGCAAUGUCAGUGCCUGUCCUCACUCUGUCUUCAUUUUUGAUGAGAUGGACAAAAUGCACCCAGGUCUCAUGGAUGCCAUCAAGCCAUUCUUAGACUAUUAUGAAGAAGUGGAUGGGGUGUCCUACCGGAAAGCCAUCUUCAUCUUCCUCAGCAAUGCAGGAGGUGACUUAAUUAAUAAAGCAGCUCUUGACUUCUGGACAAGUGGAAAGAGCAGGGAAGAGAUUCAGCUGAAAGACCUGGAACCCAUGCUAUCUGUAGGAGUCUUCAAUAACAAGAAUAGUGGACUGUGGCACAGCAGCCUCAUCGACAGGAACCUCAUUGACUAUUUUGUCCCUUUCUUGCCCCUGGAGCACAAGCAUGUGAAGAUGUGUGUCAGGGCUGAAAUGAGAGCCCGUGGCUACGCUGUCAAUGAGCAGGUUGUCCAGGCUGUGGCUGAUGAGAUGACAUUCUUCCCAAAGGAGCAGAAAAUCUACUCUGAUAAAGGCUGCAAGACUGUACAGGCCAAGCUGGAUAUUCAUGAAGACGUUGCCAUGAACAACAUGAAAGCCAAGGGCUGAUUAUCACCCUUCAGGUCUCCAGAGCACUUUCAGAGCUUUUGGAAAUCUGUGUAUUUGCACUCAAGCUUUUUUAUUUUACUGUUGCAGGGGCUAUGGUGAAGUUACCAGAGUGAGCUGUGUGGGCUUUUGAACUUUUUUUAACAUCUCACUGUUCAUCUCUGAAGUGGCUGCUAUCCAAGUGUUGCCUCCUUUUAUUCUUCUUUUAACCUAUAGAGAAUUUCUGAGUGUGUCACUUAUGUAGCACUGGAUACAGCCUUUCCUUUAUUCUUCCAAGUGCUGGGAUUAUUAAGUAUUCCUCUUCCCACACAAACUAGACUAGAGCAAAGAAGAGAGGAAUUCUUCCAGGCAGUUGUAUUCCCUUCCUUGUACAGGGUCUCACUGAUGGGUUAUUGAAAUGGAGGGAUAUGUGGUGUGUUCAGGACUGAUUGUGUCUGCAAGGGUGAAGACCUUGAUGUGCUGCAAGAUGAUGAUGGUAUGGUGGGAAGCUUCCCAUCCUUCACAGCAGGCUGUGAAGCAUGUGCCUUCUACAUCAUCUAUUCAGGGACAGAAGGGUGUGAUGAUAGUUUAUGUCUUGAGCUGUGGCAUCUAUCACAUCUGCACCAGUAACAUGGAAAGCCAUGACGAGCUCAGGGAAAUCUGUUACUAAAUAGUAGAGAAAGGGUGAGGUGGGGAAGGAACUGCUGGUCCCUGUAGAGAAAGAAACUGUAAAAAGACCUUUAUAUUCUUUUAAGGGGGUUAAGUGAAUUUGUUUAAUAACUCCAGGGUGUUACACCCACUAGCCUAGGAGAGGGUAAUGCUACUUUCACCUUACUUGGAAGACACUUUCAUGGGAGAAGUUAUUUUUAAUAGUGUAUUUUUAUACUGAAGUGUAAGCAACAGCAAUACAAAGAUCUUCCUAGAGAGCCACAGAGAAGGGAGUUCGGGAGCAAUCAACAGUCCCAUACCUCCCUGGAGAAGUAUGUUUUAUAAUAGUGGAUUUUUUUUAAAGAAUGUCUGUGUGCAAGGGUGAGUGAUGGGUUAGAAAACUGGGAAAGAUGAUUUAACCUUCACCCAACUCGGUAAGGCUGGGCUUUUAAACUGUGUUGCAAGCUUUAACUCUUCAUCAUCCAUCACUUGUGGCUUAAAUACUGCAGUGCAAAACAGAAGUGCCUAUUGCUUGGUUGAUUGUAGUAUGUUUUUUUUUUUAAAACUGUAUGAGAGUUUGGGCUAUUUUUGUGCUGCAAAACCUUUAAGUCUCACUACUAUUAUGUUAAUUCAGAUUAUAAGAGAGUUUAGCAUUUAUGUCAACCUCUAAAUUAAGAGUGUCAAUUGCCUUUUACAGCCCCAUGUGGUAUUUGUCAAAUGCUGGCCAACUGUUCACACUGAUGCAACCUCCAGAGCCAUUAACCUUGGGACAUUGGACUGUUGCUUUUCAUGUAUAAUGUUUUGCCUAUUAACUGAUCUAUUCAUAGGUGUAAAUGCUGCAACACUUGUGCAGUUUCAACACACUAAACACGACUACUGUAUUGCAGCUGGAAUAAAUCUUAAGUCACUUUC